AUGGCCGCCACCAAGACGCCAUGCUCCUUCCUCCCCACGCCAACCGCCUACAUCCCCGAGCUCCAUGGAUCUCCCGCAACUAUUCCUGCGUACUCCGACUGCGACAGUUACUGUCUACCGCAGGGCCAGAGCGUUGGAGAUCUUGCACGGUGCCUGGUCGAGGGCUCUGCCGAACCGGCACAAGUCCGGUAUAAUGUGGAUGUGGAUGCGGGUGCUACAUCCAUUAACAGUCUCAUCAUCAGCUCGGGUGCAUCUGCAGCGAAGACUUCGAGUGAGGGACCGAGUACGCCUACAGCCAUGCCCGCAACGGAAACGGGAGACGUACAGAGCAAAUUUACAGAGAAAGAGAUGGAGACGGAGCUGGAGACCCGAAUGAAUGGUGGCGAGAUGCAGAUAAACAGCGUUAGUGUGACGACGGCGAUACUCCUCGCGUUGAUGGUGUUUGGGGGUGCGGUGCGGCCUCCAGCUGUUCCUUGA
This is a messenger RNA of Aspergillus mulundensis, 477 nucleotides long. RefSeq lists its product as uncharacterized. The transcript has a single exon. Bases 1 to 477 code for a protein of 158 amino acids. Lineage: Eukaryota; Fungi; Ascomycota; Eurotiomycetes; Eurotiales; Aspergillaceae. The record is from RefSeq and is a predicted model, not a curated record.